CUAAAAUUAGAGGAAGAUAAUGAUGUACGAGUUCCAGACGAUCAUCGAAAUCAGAGUGACAACACAGAAUACUUAGAAGUAUGGAUCUCCCCUGUUCCUUUAAAGACCCCAUAUCCAGUAAAAUAUGCGGAAAAGACAGGACAUCAGAUGACAGAGUUAUACCAGUUUCUCAUUGCCAAAGAAAUAUUUUGAAUCACCUGUUAAAGUACAACAUAUCAAAAGAAAACAUUCAAACCGAAGCAGAUCUGCUCAGACUUAGAGGGGGCUUUUUUGAUGAGACAAAUGUCAGUAUUUGUCCUGUACAUAGAGCAGAAUUUGGUACACAAUAGCGUCGUUCUUCAUUUUGCAUGGUGAAGGCAGAGUGUCAGAAAAGAGACAGUAAAAGACCAUAUAAAGCCUUAACAAAUACUUCUCUGAGCAUUGAACAAAGUAAAUUUUUGUUUGAAAAUGAUGACACCCUCAUUCCUGUAGGCUCAGGAAUAUGUGGCAAAUGUAGAACAGAACUGCUGAAGAGAAUGGAGGCCUCAAAAGAGAGUACCGGUAUAAUGGCUCAGAAUAUGUGUUCUGUAGAAAUAGAUCCCGAUCCCGAGAAAGGUACAUAUCAUAUGGAGGAUGCUGGGAGUGAACAGGCUGAUCAGGAACAAGCGCAUAUGGAUUGUGGAGAACAGGAUGAAGUAUCAAUGUCGGAAACCAUUUCAGAAUUGUCACAAUAUUCUGAGUGGCAGGAUUCUCAGGAGAGUCCUGGUAGAAAAAGAAAAGCAGCACUGAAUGACUUUCUCGCAGCAGUAGAUAUAAGCCCCAUUAAAAAGACUCUUGUUGUUGACUUUGACUUGGCUUCAGAGAGGACGAAACACGAUUACAACAAAAAGGCAAAGCAGAUCAUGCAUACUGUGUUAGAAAUUCUGGUACCUGAACAGGAAGGGAAACUUGAAAAUAUGUUGUAUUCAGUGCCAGACACAGAUAAGAUGUUAGAUUCUAUCUCAUCUGCAUAUAGUAGUAUUGCAAGCUGGGGAGCUCAGAGGCAGAUCCUUAGUUUGUUAGUACAAGACAACAGCUAUAAUGAUUUGAAAAAAACAUAUUCCUGAGCUAACUCGCUACAAGUACUCGGCUGCACGUAAACAUGCUGCAGCAUACGGUGUUGCAACUCCUGUUCCUGAUAAAAAACAAGUGCGAGAAAAAGUUUCAAAAGAUCAAUUGGAACAUUUUCUGGAUUUCAUAAUGUCCCCAGCGAUUAUGACAGAUGCACCCUUCGGUGAAUGCACUUAUAAAAUUUCUUCUGGAGAGA
This is a messenger RNA of Magallana angulata, 1285 nucleotides long. RefSeq lists its product as uncharacterized. NCBI's taxonomy places the organism in Eukaryota, Metazoa, Mollusca, Bivalvia, Ostreida, Ostreidae. The transcript has 5 exons. The record is from RefSeq and is a predicted model, not a curated record. The coding region runs from base 348 to 1085 and encodes 245 amino acids.